CCCCUCCCCUGCCCCGGAAGAUGUGUCUGUUUGGGAAGCUGACGGCAAACUUUACAAAAACACAUCUAAGAGUGGAACUGAGUUUGGUAGCACUUCUGGGGUCCUUCUUAACAACACAGAUGGUGUUGCAAGGUCAGAGGAAGGUGACCAUGAGGAGAAAACUGUUUGAACUAUUCCAGAUUUGGAGUUGAUAUGAGAAUUUACAACUCUAUGCAUAAUGAAGAAGCAGCCAGUUGUGUUUGGGAAGGAGGAUAGUGGGAUGGCAUCAGGUUCAGUCCCUGUUUUUAAUGUCUUCAUGGAACAGCCACAGACCACUGGGAAAGCUGAUCAAGGAGCCUUGGCUUCAAAUCGAGAUGACGCUGGUCUUGCCAGCAGUACAGCAACACCAAUGAAAUCUAAAGUGAAGACCUGCCUUCCGGCAGAUUGUACCUUGGGAGGCACUACUGUCACUUUGGACAACAACAGCAUGUGGAACGAAUUCUACCAUCGCAACACAGAAAUGAUUCUGACUAAGCAGGGAAGGCGGAUGUUCCCCUACUGUCGUUACUGGAUAACUGGCCUAGAAUCCAACCUGAGGUACAUCCUGAUCAUGGAUAUUUCUCCUGUCGACAACUUCCGCUAUAAGUGGAAUGGCCAUAGUUGGGAGCCAAAUGGGAAAGCAGAACCCCAUGGGCUGGGACAGGUAUUCAUUCACCCAGAAUCGCCUUCUACUGGUCACAACUGGAUGCACCAGCCAGUGUCUUUCUAUAAACUCAAACUUACUGACAAUACCGUGGACCAGGAAGGGCAUAUUAUUCUGCAUUCCAUGCACCGCUAUCUACCUCGAUUACACCUAGUGCCUGCUGACAAAGCCACAGAGGUUAUACAGUUGAAUGGUCCAGAUGUCCACACCUUCACCUUCCCACAGACAGAAUUCUUUGCUGUGACAGCAUAUCAAAACAUCGAAAUUACACAGCUAAAAACAAACUAUAACCCAUUUGUCAAAGGGUUCAGGAAAGAUGGACUGGUCAGUAGGUCCCAAAAUGAUGAAAAGAAAAGUUUAAGCUCAGAGCAGGAAGGAGAUAGAUUUGCAAGCAUUCUUCGUAGUUCUGGUGAAGAUGUUGUUUUGGAUCCAGAGCAGAGAGACCUAGUUACUUCAAAUAGUGGAUGGAAGUUUUAUAAUCCUGAUGUGAAGAUGGAAUCAUUCUAUCCAGAACCCGAUGUGCAUGCAUGUGAUGCACUAGUAUUAAAGCAAGAAGUUUCUGAAUGUCCAAUAGCUAGCCCUUGUGAAAGUGACUUCCAUCUGAAAUCCUUGCUGAAUUUAAAUGGAGAUAUCAAUAUUUCUAUUAAAGAUGAGCCAGCAGAUGACUAUAAUUAUGGGUCAAUUGUGAACCCAGAAGAAAUACUUGUGAAGGAAGAGAAAACUGAUGAAGAGACAGAGGAAUACUUCUGUAGAAAUGUUGACCCCCUACUGGAGAAGCAGCUGAAGAAACACAAUGAAAUUGAAAGAAAGGAAAUAGAAACUGAAUCUCACAAGCAACCAUGGAGUAGCCUGCUGCAUAGUGCUGAAGCAAGAACGUUAAAAUUGAAUAGUGGGACAGUUCCUGUAGCUUGCCUAAAAAUCCAUGAGGUGUCCAAGCAUAUGGUAAAGGUCUCUGCCCUCCAGGCUGUCUUAUCCUCCUGUAUGAAAAAGAAAAAUUUGAAUCACUCAGUGAAUUCUUUGUCUGUCCAUUCUGAAAAUAACAGUAUCUCUAGCCAAGUUACAGCUAUGGAAACAAAAAUUAAAAAUCUUCUUUCUGGAAACAGAGAACAGAAAUGUUCUUUAGUCAAAGAUGUACCAUGGAAAAAUCCUGAAACAUAUAGCAAUGCCAUAAUGAAAAAAGCAUCUAGUUCCAAUUGCAUGCCCUUGGCAUCGGCCAAGUUUAUCUUUGGAAGGAAAAGGACAAAUGCAAUUAAGAAUUUCAUAUUGAGCAAGGGCAUUGAUAGUAAUCCAAAUACUGUAUUGUCAGGGCCAGUUAGAAGAGGAAGACCGCGAAAACGAAAGGUUUUGGAGCUUGAACAAUGCCUGAAAUAUCCUGGAAAGUCUAUUAAGAUAAGCCGGUGUAACCCUUUGGGACCAGACUUUGCCCAUCCACAGUUCACACCUGAUCUUGACAAUGUGGAUGGAAUCCUCUUUGCAUCCUUUGCAUCAAAGGAAGUUCUUGAUAAUCACACUGUUGAUAAAUCUGGGGGAAGCAAAGAACUGCCGAAUGUACAAGCUCCAUUGCUAACUAUAUGUGACUCAGACUAUCAAGCAAAGCUGCAUUUGCUAGAAACAAAGCUCUUAGAAGAUUUGAAGUCCUUCAGGCACAAACAAGUGAUCCAUCCUAGUCUUCAGGAAGUGGGAUUGAAACUGGGUUCUGUGGACCCAACACUUAGCAUUGACCUAAGAUAUUUGGGAGUGCAGCUGCCUCUGAACCCUUCAAAAGAUUAUGUAUUUGGGAAUGCCAAAGGAUCAAGUCCAAAUUUUCAAGAUACUGGCCUUUCAUUCAUUUCCAGGACGGGGAAGACAAAUGAUUUUAGAAAGAUAAAGGGCUGGAAGGGAAAAUUUCACAGUGCUUCUAAGCAGGAAGGUAGCAUUUCAGACGGCUCCUUGAAGAACCGAUCUGCUUUCUGUAGCGAUAAACUGGAUGAAUACUUGGAAACUGAAGGGAAGCUAAUGGAAACAAGUAUAAAAUUCUGUCCUAGUUGUCCUGUGGCCUACCAGCUUCCAUCCAAGACCACCAGCUAUGUAGAAGCACUAAACAGUGUUCCAAAGAACCAAUCUGCUUUCACUGCACCUAACUCUUGUACUUUCAAGCCUCUUUCUCUGUCUUCAGUUUCUAGAAAGAGGACACAAAAAACUAAGAAUAAACAAGCAUCUUCAAGAGGCAGAGUAAACUCCUCCAGUAAGUUUGCAGUGCCUUCAUCUGGUCUGUCAAAACAGAAAUACAAUUUAUCAGUCUUACAAGACAAAUUAAUUAAGUCUCAGCCAAGUAGCCAAGUGGAUGAUGAGGAACAUGUUCUUGUGAUGUCAGAAUUAGAGGAAACUGUGCAGGGAAAACAUACACCUGUGUGCCAGGCACAGCAGAAUAGUCAUGCACUAAGCUUGUCUAAGACUCUGGGGAAGCUGAUGGACUUGGAGUAUUGUGCAUUGAGGAAAGGAAAGCCAUCAUCCUAUAUUACUGAAGAACAUGCAGACCUUUCUCUGGAAACUCUGUUGAUUUCUCAGCAGGUUCAAGUAGAGUUGAUGGAGUUGGAGAAUUGUGCAUUGAGAUAUGGGAAGCCAUGGACCUACGUUACCAAAGAGCGAGCAGAACUGUCUUUGGCAACUCUGUUUACCAAUGAAGCUCCACUCAGAAGCAAACCUGUCAGUAAAAUAAUCAGAAAGCAUGACUUGUCAUGCGGUAAUGACUUCUGCCAGCUUCAGUGUGUCUGUGCUGAUUUAGCUCUUGAAAAGUGCCAAGCUACACUUUCCAGCAAGACAGAUGGCACAUUUGACUGUCUGAAAAAAAGAAUAAAGGGAGCCUCUAAGCAUAAGUUAAACUUGAAGACAACUUUGAGUGGAAUUCUUUCAUGCUCUAAUGGGCAAGAUGACGAAUGGGAACUGGAACAGAACGAUAAUCAGAGGAUUAUAAAUAAAGAAUUGUCCAUAAAGGAAGAAGGAGAGAGUGAUGGUGAAACUGUUUAUAUCCCAUCACCAUUUGCCACUAAACCAACAAAACAUGUGAUGCUAUCUCACUUGGAGGCCACCUUAUCUUUCAAUAAGAACAAGUCUACCUACACUGGAGUCAGACCAGAGCAAAUGAAGACACCUAGACAGAGUGCAGAGAUUCAACAGGAGCACACAUACGCUGUGUAUUUAAACAAGUAUUUACACUUUGAAAAAGUGAAGUCAUGUUCUUGCAUCCAAAAAUACAAAGGAAAGAAUCAGAUGAAAAAGGAGCAACAGAGGAGUCUCCAGACCCCCAAUUGUGCAAACUACAUUGAAAAGGACCAUGAUUCUGAAUUCUUUAAAGAAACUUGUGGUACAGAGAAUGACUCCGAAGGGUCUGUUGUAGGAAUCUACUUGCAAGGAGUGGUUGUGUCAGAUUUGGAUAUUGUUGUGUCCAGUACAGUGCCAGAUGAGCUGAUGGCAGAUCAGCCAGAAAAUGUGGAGGAAUUGACGAUGGAUACAGUCAUACAUGACAAAAGUGUGGUUACUGCAGAGACAUCUCUAGACCAUAUAGGGGAAGAAUUAAUUGAGGCACCCUUCUUAUAUCCCACAGAUGUUAUACUGUCAGACCAUUCAUAUGUUAGCAAGAAACCAAGCAAAAUGAUUAUUCCAAGGAUGCAGAAUGCCAGAUGCCUUGAAAGUGCGUCUGAUAAGGUUUCUGAAGUUUGUCGUCGGUCUGAAGUUCUUGCAAAUAGUAUAUUGGAGAAAAACCCUACAAAAUGUGAAGAAGAUGCAGAGUUUAAAAGUUCAGGGGGGAAACAAAUGCAUGCUGUCCAAACCCAGAGGCCAUCUUCUGAUUCACAAGAACCUAAACAACUGCAGCUCAUGUUGACUGCUGAACAGCCACAGGAACAACACCCAAUUGAGGGCAUUAAUUUUUCAGAAAAGCAGCAGCAUGGGACCAUAUUGCCUCCGAGUCAGUGGGGAAACCAAGAUAACUUUGAACUGCUGGGGAGGCAUAGAAAGGAAAAAGAUGAUUCUGUAGAAGUACAGGGAUAUGGGAAAGAAGAGAGAAGAGAAGCUGAAGUCAGUUGUGCAAAGGACCAAAAUACUGUUCCAGGAAAGAAAUAUAUGAAUAGUGCUCAAGAUCUUUUAGCUAAAAGAAAUUCAGCUUUUCAGGAGAACUGUAAUGCUUCUAGUCAUAAAAAUGGUACUACUGAUAUUCAUGGAGAGAAUCAAAGUAUUGCGGACAACCUUGUUCAAACCAGCAAAAGUCAGUCAGUUGUUAAAUGCUUCGAGCAAAAUGCACAUAAAACCAACCAUUGCAAAAAUGAUGUGAUGUCAGUUAUAGGUAUUACCACGACUGACCAAGAAAAUAAUGAAAAAUAUGAGGAUUCGGUAGAGAUGACUGAUGGAGUUUCUAGCUGUGAAACUGAAAAUACAGUGAAUGUUGAAACACUGGUAAAGAACACAGAUCAGAAAGAGGAGUUCAGUGUUAAUAAGUUAGAAAAGAAAAUAUCACACUUGCAAAAGAUGGAGACCAUGAAGCUAGAAGUCACAAUGUCUGAUACCAAACAAGAAGAAAAUAAGUUGCCAGUGAAUGAAUCAGAGUGUCAUUCUGAGUGGAUUACAUGUGACAGAAAUGCUAUUAUUUCAGAGACUGCUGAAAAGGGUGUCGGAACUGUGGAGCAAUUAUCAAAUGAUGCUCCCAUCUUCCAUACUGAUGUUGUGUUGUUGGACCAUACCUAUGUCCUCAAAGUAAAGGCCGAGAAGGAAAAGCAUACUAAACUUCCUGAAUCGAUUUCAGAUAGCAUUUCUCUGUCGGAUGAAAGUGAAGAUGAAGAUGUGGACAUUGAGUCUGUUGAGGAACUUUCAGAUAAUACUAGCAUUUCUCUCUUGAAAACUGAAGCUGACCGUGACCUGCUCUCCAGACGACUAUCCUUCAGGCACCUUAUUCAUGACCAUUCAGAUAAAGUGACAGCAAAGUCACCUAAGCAACUUGAACUCUGGAACACGGAGCCACAGAUUGUGGUGCAAAAGGUUGCUUAUCGCCCAACACACACAGCAGAUGAACGGCGUCGUCGUGGAGAAAUGAAGAAGCUCUUUGAGAAACUGAAAGUGACUUUGGGACACACCCAGCCCAGAGUGGCCAAGCGCAUCCUCCUUAAGCAGGCCUUUGAAGAGAUCCAGGAGCUGAUUAAUCAGGCAGAUAAGCUGACUUGUCAGAAGACGUUACUGAUGCGCAAGAAAAACACCUUGAUUUAUAAAAUAACUGCACUCACAGGCAAAUCACAGAAGGUAGUUUUGAAGAAGCUAGAAUACAUUUUGGCAAAACAGAAAGUAAUGGAAACACAGACGAAUCAGCAACACCAAGAACAAUCUGUGAAGACUGUUGAAACUGUGGAGACCAUUCGUUCUUUGGAAGAUAAGCCCGCUUCUCUUUCUAGGGAGAACGAAUCAAAGAUCAUGUCCAAUAGGCUUACAAAACCAUUGAUUCUUUUGGAGAAAGGAGACUGUGACACAGAAAAUGAAGACUCCUUCAUGAUGCCAAGGAUAGUAAAUGUGGUGUCAUUAGCUGCCGAAGGAGUUACCAACUUAAACCUGGAUGUAAAUAAGAAUCCUCAUGUAGCCCUGGAUGCUGAUAUCCAGAUGUUUGAGCACCCUUUGCAAGUUGUUCCUCAGGAAAUGACUAAUUUUCAGUCUGAAGAGGAAGCUGAAAUAUCUUGUGGAAAAGACAGAGACACUGCCAGUACAGAACAUAUUUUUCUUGUAGAAAAAGAGAACAGUUUUCCACAAAUAGUAAAUGUCUCCAGUUUAAAUGGAUUCCCAGAAUCCUUCACAACAGAACUGUGCAUUGAAGAGUUAGCUGAGAACCAGGCUGGCGGGGAACAAAUUGACAAGGGAGGAAACUGGCCAAAGGCAAAGGAUUCUUCAGUUCAAAGGCUGAAGGCUAAAGAGCCUAGGGACUGGCAGAUAGACAUGGAAUGGCAAAAACUAGCCUCUGCAACCCAGGAAGCAGCACUGAAUGCAGGUGACCUGAUGGACAAAGAGGAGAAUGGUGACACAGAUGAAACUCUCACCUCACUUCUGAGUGAAAUUGUGUCUCUUAAUCAGCAGUUGAAUGACAAUGCUUCAAACAUAUCAGAACUCCCCAACUCCCUAAGCUCUAGCUUUUCUCUAGGAAAUAUGGAAAGUUGUAGUGAAUCAGCUGCUGCAGCUGGAUCUCACUUUACAUCUGGUGCAUUAGAUAGAAGAUCUAAGGACCUCUGUCUUGUGCAAGGGGGUAGUGGUUUUGUAACCCCUCUUCUGCUUGACUUGGAAGAUGACAGUCUAGCUGAUAGUGAUAGGCACUUGAGAGACCCUUCACUUGAACCGAGUGUGUUGAAAUUAAUGCCAGGGUCUGAAGCAAAUUCUGAUCAUUCAGCAAUAAAUAGUGGUAGACGUUGGAAAAAUACAGGACAAAUGCUGAAGACCACAAGUGUGUUGCCUCCUGUUCUACAGAUGAGAACUAAUCUGGAAUCUGACAACACUGGCACUGUUUGGAAGCCCAUGCCCAAAUUAGCACCCUUUGGAUUAAAAGGUGUAAGCUUCCCAUUGGAGUCAGGAGGGCAACAUACUAAGGUGAUGCCUUUAUUAGCACAGAUUGGCACAAAAGCAUCCUCCAUUGGGUUGAAAGCCACACAGUCAGAAGCCGAGGGCAGGACUAUAAAGUAAUACCUGCUCUAGCAUCUGUGAUUACAAAGUCAAAAUAGGGUUGCAGUUUUUAUUUUUCAAAUAUAUUGGACAAAUGCAUGCCCUUUCUAUUUUAGAAUCUUCCAAAACAUCUGAAUUGCAAAGCAUGUGAUGCAGUUUCAGUAGGGGUGCUUUUGCAUGCAACGUAUGAAGCUUGGAAAAUUUUAAUUGAUUUAGAAUAAAUGAAAUGUGCAGCAACAUUCUAAAAUUCCAGCCAAAAAAUUCUAAUUAUACACAGGCCCUGUUGCCUGUUGCUUCUGUUCAUCCAUUGUGAAGUAACUUAAUUUUUUUUAAAAUACAUAUUUUUACAUGGGAAGUGAGACUGUCGUUUUGGUUAAUUGAACCCUUAAAGUGAUAAUCUUUGAUUCAGUGUGUUGUUCCCUUGCUCAGUCUCUCACUGUUGGCAUGCUUCUUCUUUAUAUAUUCCACUGAUGUCCUGCAUUUAUCAAUUCUUCCUGUUUUCCCCUUUUCCUCAAUCAGUUCUUGAAAUACCUGCAAGCCAGAGAAAGGUCUGGUACUAGUCAGAUGGGAAAGACAGAUGUACUUGACUGUACCCAAAUUGUAGUAAUCAUAUGCAUACCAUAGUCAUGGAAUAGCACCAUGAGUUCAGCAGUUCCCAUGUGCCUGCAGGCUGUACUUUCAGAAGAACCUGUGUUUACUUUAUUUCCCAUUAUAUUUGGCUAGUUCUUCUGCCUCUCUAGCCAAGCUGUUAAUACCAAUUUAGCUGCAGAAAUGCAAACCACUUGGAACUGCCACAGCUAAACCAGAUCCUUGCCAUCUGGAUGCUCAGCAAUAAUUUUAUUUGCAAGAUGUAUUUUUUAAAUUAUGUUGUGAUGAUUAAGCCAAAAAUCUAUAGAAACUCUGGAUUGUAAAUAUAUUUAUAGUUUGUACAGUUCAUUUUGUAGUUUUGCUAAUGGAUGAAAGUUCAACCCUUCAACAGUUAAGUUUACUGUCAUAAUUGUAAAUAAGAACUAUGGACACAGGAGCUUUAAGGUACUUCUGAAUGGUGAAGAUCUUUAUUGUUAGAAAUGUACUGCAUCUAAGAAAGACUUGGUGCACUUUUUCUUAUAUAAUUUUAUGUUGAGUAUAAUCGUAUCCAAUUUCUAAAUAGCUAAAUCAGAACCAAUAAUCUUUCUUCUGAAGGAACAUCUAGUCCUUGUCCAGUGCCACAGUUCUAGUUCCAUAAAAAAAACAUUGCCCAUAAGCAAAUGGUAAGGAAUGAUAUUUCCCCUUUAUAUCUGAAUCACAUAGGACACAUUUGUCCUAUCCAGUAGGUGCCCUUUUCUUUACUUUUCUGUGUAGGUUUUUGUCCUAACAAACCAAUCUACACAGUUCAGAGCUGAGUUAGACAUUGUGCAAAUAGCUCAGAACUGGUUGCCUCUAUGAGGUGUCCCUCCAAGCAGGGAUGGUUAGGAGAAACUAGAAAUACUGAGAUCCCCUCCAUGUCUACCCCUCCUGGGAGCAAUAGCCCACCUAUCCUCAGUCAAGUAUGAAACUAGCCAGCAGGGCAGUCUCUAGAUUCAAAGGUGUGAAAGAAUUGGUGAACAGAAAUAGAAUGCAAAGAAACCAAGUGAAUUCUUUGCAUUGGUUUUCACUCUAGAAGCCGUUGGACACACACCCUCCCUGAAAAACCUAGUUCAGGUACGGUUAUCUGCAGAAAUAAGGCCUGGUUCACACAAACAGCAAGUGGAGUGAUAAAUGUGUGCCAACAAUACAGCUUCUGCCUGCAGAAGAAGGCUCACAUGAGAGAACAUUCCUCUACUGGUGGCGGCGGGGGACAGUUACACACAGAUCGCUAGCAUGCUGGGGAGCUGGACUCUGCCAUCUAGGUUUUAGUGUGCAGUAAAUGUAGGAGCGUUCAGUCAUGCAAGUCUCCACCUGCAGUUUGAUAAGGUGACAAAGGUUCUAGGCUAAUUAACAAGCUACUAGGUUAUGGCAGCACAACUAAAGACUUCGGAAAGAAUUCCAAUAUGAAAUUGAUGACCUGACAAAAAUCUAUAUUGCCACACAAAAUGGUCUGCCUCCUUCCCAAAAGAAUGGAAGGUAGCUAAUGUAACACCAAUUUUAAAAAAGGAAUCCAGUAAAUUACAUGAUGCUCAUCUAAUAUCUGUCCCAGUUACUGUACACUGGUACAAAGCAUUAAGGCUAGAAUGUAGUAAACUGGCAUAAGAAACUGCUGAGAAAGAAUCAGCAUAGCAUCUGUAAAUUGAGGCCUGCCUUACAAACAAACCUUUUAAAAUGUUUUGAAAAUAUCUGGUAGACAUUUACUUGAGCUUUUGACAAAGUCCCGCACCAGAUACUCCUCCAGCAAAUUAAGAAGUCAUGGGAUAAGAUGACAAUCCUCUUGUGGUUCAGUAACUGGUUAUUAAACAGAAAGGGAAUGAAUGGAUAGUUAUCACUAUGGAACUUAGUAAGAGUAGAGUUCCCUUUCCAUUCCUAAUUAUUUGUAUUGGGGGUCAGUACUAUGUAACGUAUAUAACCUGGAGUUGGAGGUGAACAUUGUAGUAGGAGCCAACUUAUUCAAGAUGAUACCAAAUUAUUCAGGAUAGUUAAAUCCAAGCAGACUGUGUAAAGCUCCAAAAGGGCCUCUCCAGGCUCAGUGAAUGGGCAACAAAAUGACAAGAGAUUCAAUUUAAGUAUAGAUGCCUGCUGAGGCAAACUCCAACCCCACACCCUGCCUCACAAAUUCUUACUUCACAUCUACACUGAUAGGCUCUAAACAGGCAGUGGCAGCCCAGGAAAGAGAUGCUAAAGUAUGGUGGUAGAUAAUGAAAAUGUCAACUUUGUUCAGGGGCAUAUUCAGUAUUGAGGAUUAUUGGGAAAGGGGCUGAAAACUGCUGGUAUCAUAAUGCCUAUUUAUAAAUCUAUUCUGAAGUUGCAUUUUGAAUACUGUGUGCCGUUCUGGAAUUGCCACUUCAAGAACAGCUGAAGACAGUGCAGAAAAGGUCCACCAAAAUGAUCAGGGGAUUGGGGCAUGUUCAGAAUAAGAAAAGGCUGAAGCAUUUGGGGCAUAGUUUAGGGGGGAAAGGUUGCCUAAGGGGGGCAUGAUAGCCGUGAUUAAAAUGAUUAAUUUUUCGUGGAAAUAUCUUAUUUCACCUCAGAGUAUGAGUCACUCAAAGACAUGUAAUAAAACUGAUUAGUAAUGGAUUCAGAACAGGAGAAAAAUGUCUUUGUGCAGUGCAUAAUUAACAUAGAAUUUGUUACCACAAGAUGGUGGUCAAUUCUUGGAUAUCUUUGAAAGGGAAUUGGACCAAUUCAUAGAGAAAGGGGUCCAUCCUGUUAUGAGAGCUACAUGGAACUUCCAUGUUCAAAGACAGUAUACCUCUGAAUACUAAGUGCUAGGAGACAUAGAGUGGUGGAUGGCUGUUGCCUUCACGUCCUGCUUGUUGGCUUCAUAGAAACAUCUUGCUGACCACUGCUGGGAACAGGAUGUUGGAUCAAGCAGGACAUAAGUUCCUAAUAAUUUUAAGUUCUUAAUAGUUCAAUACAACUGUGUCUUUUUAAAAUAUAUAUAUAUUUAACAUAAGUUAAACGUAACCUACUUGGAGGCUUAAAAGAAGCAGAGUGAACAAGGGCUAUGUAUUUACCAAGGCAUUUAUGUGUAACUAGUGCCAAAAUGUGAAUGGAGAUGUGCAUUCAAAUAUACAACCUAUUGAAAGCAAUGUGUUGCAGAUAUGUGGCAUCCACACUCAGAUACACAUUUGAAUAUGUAUCACAUUUAUGACCAUUCCUCCUAAUUCAGCAAGUGAUAUGCACAUGGUAAGUGAUAUGCACAUUAUGCAAGUGUAACUCCUUAGUUUGGCUUAGGCAAUAUUGUGUAGGUUAAAAGCUGAUCAGGUAUUAGUGCUCAGUUAUUUUCACCUUGACCUACAAAAAAUAACUACUGGGAAGUUUGUUUGUUUUUUUGUUUUACAGUUAUUAUUCUAGUCCAGGGGUUUUUAAAUUAAGGGAUCAAUAGAAAUUCAUGCUAUGAAGUAUACUAUCAUUUAAAUCAAGAGGUUUUGGGGUGGGGAGGAAGACCUAGAGAUUUCAGGAUUUAUUAUUGUACUAAAACUGCUGGAAUGCUUUAAAUGAUGGAAUGAAAUGUGAGAGCUGGCAUUUUUCUAAAGUACUAAUCUUUUUACCUCUUCCACAUUUUUGUAUAAAAUGGUAUUUUUGUACGAAAACAAACAGCUCAUUUCUGUAAAACCUGUGCUGUAAAGCUAAAAUAAACCUAUGUCUUUAAUUCAG
Hemicordylus capensis (graceful crag lizard) is the source of this 11614-nucleotide messenger RNA. Its product is annotated as MAX gene-associated protein-like. Gene Ontology annotation, cellular component: MLL1 complex; nucleus. NCBI's taxonomy places the organism in Eukaryota, Metazoa, Chordata, Lepidosauria, Squamata, Cordylidae. The coding region runs from base 218 to 7366 and encodes 2382 amino acids. Gene Ontology annotation, molecular function: RNA polymerase II cis-regulatory region sequence-specific DNA binding; DNA-binding transcription factor activity, RNA polymerase II-specific; protein dimerization activity. The transcript is spliced from 21 exons. The record is from RefSeq and is a predicted model, not a curated record. Gene Ontology annotation, biological process: cell fate specification; regulation of transcription by RNA polymerase II; positive regulation of DNA-templated transcription.